CCGUAAGUUUCUUUUAUAAGUCAUGAGAAGGCUUGUAAGAAGGAUCGAAGGAUAACUUAAUAGAAUCGUGCAGAAUAAGAUGGGAGUAGACGAUCGAUGUAUUAAUAAUUACUUCCGUAAUCGAGAUAUCUUCAAGUGGUGCAAUAUUUCGGAGUACAUAAACAUCUCGUGGGAUGCUGUCGCGCUUUCUCCCCUCAAUUUCUUUUACGAUUCAUCUCGCGUGACUGAGCGCGUAAGUUACAUGUUUCUCGUGAAAUUAAAAAAAAAAAAAAAAAGAAAAAGAAGAAGAAAUUACACGAUUUUAUGUAAUUACGAAUCACGGUCUUUUGUGCAAAAGAUAUUCCGUAACAUGAUAUCCAUUUUAUCAAAUAAUAAUCCUAAUAUCGAUAUUGUUAAUUAAUAAAUUUCCUUUCAAAGAUAUUACGACAAAAAAAAUAUAUUUUAUAGUUCUUAACAUUUUAUAUUUUUCUUUAUUUACUUUUAAUCUUUUGUAAUCGCUCGAAGACGAGUCGAAGUUUCACGAUGCAAGUGUUUCAUUUAAAACACUCAAUGUGCAUUCGAAUGCUCGAUUAUCCGAAUAAAACGAAGCGAUCUUGGUGUAGACGUAAUAUGUAAGAUCGAUUGGUAACGAUACGAUACGGGAUUCGUAAUCCAUAAGAUAUAGGACAUAGGCUGCUUGCCUAGUUCGCAUCUUUAAUCCCACUCUUCUUCACCGUCACCGAGCACCGAUACACCACCGUGACAUAGUUAUAUACCGAUUCUCCUUGUAAAUCUUGCCGCUUGCACCAAACCAUGAUCCACAAACGCGGAUGAGUCUCGGUAUAUAUAAACCGGAUUAGAGACCAAAGUUUGUCAUUCACUCAUCGCUACCCCAUCCUGACAGAGAGGUUCUCUCUCAGGGAGAGCCUUAGGAGUAUCGACGUGUUCUUAAAAUACCCUUGAAAAAGUAAACACUCUUGAGAAGACUUCAUCGUUUCCCUCCAAAAGGGGAAAACGAAAGAUACUCCAUCGAGCUCGUCUUCCACGGAUCCAUACGUGUUCAACGCGGAUUUAUACGUUACCAUAAAAAUGUUCAAGUUUGUGUUAGCGACCAUCAUCAUAGGUCUGGCUUUGGCACGGCCAGAGCCUCCUGUAAACUCUUACUUGCCUCCUGGUGCUAAUGGCGGUCAUGGAGGUGGUUUUGGUGGGCCUUCCAGCGAGUACGGUCCACCAGGAUUUGGCGGAGGAAACGGCGGAGGAAACGGUAGGGGGAACGGAAGACCACCGAGUAGUAGCUACGGUGCUCCUGGUGGUGGAAAUGGAUUUGGUGGAGGCAACGGCAACGGCAACGGCAAUGGCAACGGCAACGGCAAUGGAAGGCCAUCGAGUAGUUACGGAGCACCUGGAGGUGGUGGAAAUGGAUUUGGCGGAGGUUCGGGAAACGGGAGACCUUCCAGCAAUUAUGGGGCUCCUGGAGCUAACGGGAACGGAUUCGGUGGAAACGGCAAUGGAAGACCAUCGAGUAGCUACGGAGCACCUGGAAGUGGAAAUGGAUUCGGUGGAGGUUCAGGAAAUGGGAAGCCUUCUAGCAGUUAUGGCGCUCCAGGAGCUAACGGAAACGGAUUCGGUGGAAACGGCAAUGGAAGACCAUCUAGUAGUUACGGAGCACCUGGUGGAGGCAACGGAUUCGGCGGAGCCAACGGAUUCGGUGGAGGCAACGGCAAUGGAAGACCAUCAAGCAGUUACGGAGCACCUGGAGGUGGGAACGGCGGUGGAUUAGGAAACGGAAGGCCUUCUAGCAGUUACGGAGCUCCCGGAGGUGGAAACGGAUUCGGUGGAGGUCAACCAAGUUCUUCCUACGGUGCUCCUGGUGUUGGUGGUUCUAACGGAGGUAAUGGAGGAGGAGGAGGUUAUGGAGGUGGAAAUGGAGGUUACAACGGCAACGGACAGGAUGAGAGUAACGAACCUGCCAAAUACGAGUUCUCUUAUGAAGUAAAAGACGAUCAAUCUGGAGCUGACUUUGGACAUACGGAAAGUAGAGAUGGCGAUCGUGCCCAAGGCGAAUUUAACGUUUUGCUACCUGACGGUAGAAAACAAAUAGUUGAAUAUGAAGCUGAUCAAGAAGGCUUUAAGCCACAAAUUAGGUACGAGGGAGAAGCAAACGGCGAAGGAUAUCCUUCCGGUGGACCUGGCGGUAACGGUGGCUAUCCCUCCGGUGGACCUGGCGGUAAUGGUGGUAAUGGCGGUUAUUCUUCCGGUGGGCCCGGCGGUAAUGGUGGAAAUGGAGGCUUUGGACGAUUCAACGGCGGUGGCAACGGUGGUAACGGUGGUGGUUACUCAUCAAAUGGAUUUGGUGGCAGUGGUGGUAAUGGUGGAUAUCCUUCUGGCAGUGGCGGUGAUGCUGCUGCUAAUGGUGGAUAUCAAUAUUAAACGGAUAGUUAAAUAAUCUCGUAUUUUACUUAUAGACAAAAUAAUACACCUUUUAAAGCAAGAUGCGCGUUUAAUACGUAAGGUUGUCUAAAUUUGUUACGUCUGUAAGGAAGAUCGAUGAACGCACGGAAUAACGUGCUCUAGGACGAAGGGGAGAAAGGAAAGAGGAAGUGAACGGAAUAGCGCGUCCGAAAGAUGAGUACAUCUUGCCCACGCGUGCUCUAAAUCCGAACAAUAAGGGACGAUCGAACGUACGCAGCAUUGAGUAACGAGACGCCAUUGCGUAAACUAAUGAAAAGGAAUCCUCUUUCAUCAAUCAGUGCAAUUAAUCUACAGGCUCCUUUUUGAUGUCGUACCAAUUCGUUCGUUCCAGAUUUAAAAGACAACCUUUUACGUAAUGAACGCCAACUAUAUAUACAUACAGUUAACCUCAGAACUAAUUAUUAGAGAAAGUCGAGAGAUUUCAUUUUCAGAGAUAAUAUAUAUAAUAUAAUAUGUACGAUUCAUCGACUUUCAAAGACGUUAAGGACACGCUUUAGUUUAUAAAAGUUACAUGAGAAAGUAUUUCUUUUUUAUAUACAUAUGUGUAUGUGCGUCUAUAUACAUAUACGCAUAAACAUAUAUGGAUACAUAUACACACAUAUAUAUGAGGGAACAAUAGUAAACACGCUUCUUCUUUUAUUAUCAAUUAUCUUUCAGGUAAGGUUAAGAUGUCUCCUUUUACGGAGUACAAAGUAUCUCGGUAAUCUUUUAAGCUAUCAGCGAUACUUUAUAUUUAUUAUUUUAUAUUUAAUGUACGUACUUAAUAUACCCUUACACAGAAUUUUUAUAUAUUUAAACGCGUAGUCAUAGGAAAGAGAGUAUCCGCAUGAAUAUAAUUACUGUGCGGUAAGUCAAACCGUGUGUUCUACUCUUCACUCAUAUAUACUUGUUGUAUUAAAUUAGUAAAAUACUCUAUUGCUAUUAAAUAGGAAUUAUGUAUUACUAUUUCUUGUUUAUAUAUAUGUGUGUGUAUAUAUAUAUAUAUAUAUAUACAUGCAUAUAUAUAAAAAAAAUAUAUAUAUCUAUUCUACAUAUUAUAUGAAUAAAAUGUGAUAUGGUAAA
Messenger RNA from Vespa velutina, 3513 nucleotides. RefSeq names its product pro-resilin (gene resilin). The record is from RefSeq and is a predicted model, not a curated record. The transcript is spliced from 4 exons. NCBI's taxonomy places the organism in Eukaryota, Metazoa, Arthropoda, Insecta, Hymenoptera, Vespidae. Gene Ontology annotation, cellular component: extracellular matrix. The coding region runs from base 1069 to 2409 and encodes 446 amino acids.